GAGGUGCCCAGCAUAGGGAUAGGGAUAUGUUCCAGGCUGGUAAGACCCACAAGGCUCUUCGACGGCGCUCGCCGAGAGAAGAGCUGCCCACCGCGCCCGAGCCACGCCGCGACGUGCUCCCGGCCGGCGCUGCUCCGCUACUCCGCGUCCGCGGCGGUGACCGCGCUGCCCGGCGCCGCGCUGCCGGCCACCUCCUCGCAGUGCCUCGCGGUGUCCUUCGUGCUCGGCGCCUCGCCCCUGGUCGGACAGCCGGUGCUGUUGCUCGUGCGCCGCAGAGUCCGUGUUGCCCAGUGCCUACUAGUGCCAGAUGUGGGCCAGGGGGGGACAAACGUUUUUUUCCCAUGCGCUGGCUUUGCGAUGCUCCUGUGA
Molecule: messenger RNA, 369 nt
Organism: Prorocentrum cordatum
Lineage: Eukaryota; Dinophyceae; Prorocentrales; Prorocentraceae
Source: the annotation of a GenBank genome assembly